This is a messenger RNA of Penicillium odoratum, 855 nucleotides long. It is a transcript of the gene coq4, whose product is annotated as ubiquinone biosynthesis protein COQ4. NCBI's taxonomy places the organism in Eukaryota, Fungi, Ascomycota, Eurotiomycetes, Eurotiales, Aspergillaceae. The record is from RefSeq and is a predicted model, not a curated record. The transcript is spliced from 2 exons. Gene Ontology annotation, biological process: ubiquinone biosynthetic process. Gene Ontology annotation, cellular component: mitochondrion; mitochondrial inner membrane. The coding region runs from base 1 to 855 and encodes 284 amino acids.
AUGUCGGUUCUUGGGAGGCGUGGAGCUUUCAACCCUCAAAGACUGGUCAUUUCAGUUCCCAAACCCACCACAUCGUUGCGCCCUUUCUCCGUUCUCAACCGUCCACCUCCAAACUAUCCCGGACAUGUCCCAUUGACAACCAUUGAGCGAGGUGCGCUAGCUGUAGGCUCAGCAAUUGGGUCUCUGAUAAAUCCCCGCAGAGCAGACCUAAUUGCAGCUCUCGGCGAGGCAACUGCAACCCCUUAUUUCAUCUACCGUCUCAGAAAUGCCAUGCUUUCUGAUCCAACAGGCCGCCGUAUCCUCCGUGACCGUCCCCGCAUCACCUCCAACACUCUCCAACUUUCCAAACUGAGCACCCUCCCCGAGAACUCCGUCGGCCGAACAUAUGCUAAAUGGCUUGACCGCGAAGGGGUAUCACCAGACACCCGGGACCAAGUACACUACAUAGAUGAUGAAGAAUGCGCCUACGUCAUGCAGCGGUACAGGGAAUGUCACGAUUUUUACCACGCAGUGACGGGACUACCCAUCUUCGUGGAGGGCGAGCUGGCAUUGAAGGCGUUGGAGUUCUUGAACACGCUCCUCCCAAUGACAGGCUUAAGUCUGUUCGCGUUUGUCAAAAUGAAGCCCGCUGAGAAAGAGCGGUUCCUGUCGCUGCAUUUGCCGUGGGCGGUGCGGAGUGGACUUGCAAGCAAGGAGUUGAUUAAUGUAUACUGGGAGGAGGUGUUAGAGAAGGACGUUGAUGAGCUGAGGGCGGAGCUAAAUAUCGAGCGCCCGCCUGAUCUAAGGGACAUUCGAAAGAUGGUUCGAGAGCAACAAAAACGAGAGAAGGAGAAAGCACAGGUUAUGUCGGAGUGA